GGGGGAUGAAGGAGUUGUAUGUUGAUGGUGCUGUUAUGUUCGUGUGUCUCCAGAGAACUUUAUUCGUGUGUCUCAAGUAAAGCUUCUCCUUAACAAAGCUGUGGCAGUCUAUCUGGUGUCUUCUUAUCGCUGCUACUGGGCUACUUAUACUUUCUACAACUUUCUACAACUAGCUCACAAAGAAAAAAAAUGUUCAACAGUUUCUACCAUUUGUAACUUACAAAUACAAAGCCGAUUUACCUUAGGAAUGCCCUGGAAACGACCUGUUAAAAGUGUGGAAGGUAAACAAUUGAAUCUCGCUCUGGAAAAUAAAAACCUAUAAUGUGGAAAAGUUAACUCUUCUAGAUAUGACGCAUGGAGUGGAAAACGAAAACUUAGGCCAAAGUGGGAAGGAGAACAGGACGUACAUGCCUUAGACAAUCAGUAACAUCAUGGAACCAAGCAAAUGUACAUGUCUCAAGGUGUAUGGAUAUUUAAGAAGACUGUGCUCCUGGCUGAGUAACUUUGUAGCUUUUUAAACCAGAACAUGCAUGGAAAUUAUGGUGACCAGCUAACAAUGAAGGAAAUGAUGAACCCUUUUUCUAUCUGAACCUUAUUUUUAUAACAAGAGGUUUUUGUGAUCGCAGAGACGGUGACAAUCAAUACCAAUCAAUCAAGUGUUCAAGCCAUGGAAGACAACUCAAGUUUUUGGGAUAGUUUGAUAUAUGCACACCCAAUCUGUGUAACCUGGAAGUCAGAAGCAGAAGGAUCAAUCUAUCAUUUAGCUAGCAUUUUGUUUGUUGUUGGCUACAUGGGCGGAAGUGGGUUUUUUGGCCUGCUCUACGUCUUCUUUUUGCUUGGUCUAGGUUUUCUCUGCUCAUCUGUCUGGUCAUGGCUGGAUGUCUGUGCAGCUGAUAUUUUCUCCUGGAAUUUUAUACUGUUUGUGAUAUGCUUCAUACAGUUUGUUUAUGUAACCUACCAAGUUCGGAGUGUUGCCUUUGACAAAGAAUUCCAGGAGCUUUACCUUGCACUGUUCCAGCCACUGGGGAUUUCAUUGACAGUUUUUAGAAAGAUCAUCCUGUGCUGCGAUGAAGAAGUAGUUACACUUGAGAAGGAGCACUGUUAUGCCAUGCAAAGCAAAACACCAAUUGAUAAGCUCUCCUUGCUUCUGUCAGGAAGAAUCAGAGUGACAGUGGAUGGGGAAUUUCUGCAUUAUAUUUUUCCCCUUCAGUUUCUGGAUUCACCCGAAUGGGAUUCACUAAGACCCACAGAAGAAGGCAUCUUUCAGGUAACCCUCGCAGCAGAAACAGACUGUCGAUAUGUGUCCUGGAGGAGAAAAAAAUUAUAUUUACUCUUUGCUAAACACCGAUUCAUCUCGCGAAUAUUUUCAGUUCUAAUUGGAAAUGACAUUGCUGAUAAGCUCUAUGCUUUGAACGACAGAGUGAACCUGGGGAAAGGAUUUCGAUACGACAUCCGCUUACCAAACUUCUAUCACAUGUCAGUUCCAGAUACACCCAAAAGACAACCUGUAGACCAGAUUCAGAACAGUUCAAGACAACAUUAACUAAUGUUAUAAAUUGUAACUCUGUUAUAAAAUGACAGAUUUUUGUCUUCAUUGCACCUGGAAUGAAAUAUUGAAAGAUACUGUGGUGUUUCCAUAAAAAUCAAACUGCAGAUUCUCAUAAAGGCAAUUUUAAAAUAAAA
Molecule: messenger RNA, 1683 nt
Organism: Rhineura floridana
Lineage: Eukaryota; Metazoa; Chordata; Lepidosauria; Squamata; Rhineuridae
Gene: POPDC3
Product: popeye domain containing 3
Exons: 5
Coding region: 668-1543 (291 amino acids)
Cellular component (GO): sarcolemma
Molecular function (GO): cAMP binding
Source: RefSeq, a predicted model, not a curated record